UGAUAUGGCCGAUGAGUACUUCCGCUGUGUUUUUUUGUCACCGGAUAUUGAAGGGCAUUUAGCGAGGGUGACUACUGCUGUCACAAUCCCAAGUGCUUCGGCCGAGCAUAUGGGCGAGUAGUGACUGUAGGUGACAGGGGCUGCCAGACAGACACCAGGAAACAUGUUUCUGACUAAUAUACUCUUUCGGAAAGGAAUCCCGGGUCGCCAGUGGAUUGGAAAGUACAGGAGGCCCAGGCCUGUGACCUGGCAGAUGAAGCGAUCUAUGAUCAAGCGCCUGGAGAUAGAAGCAGAAACGGAAUACUGGAUAAGUCGCCCUUAUAUGACCAAGGAACAGGAAUUCGGCCAUGCCGCAGAGAGACGACAGAACGAAUGGGAGGCCAUGAAGAACUUGCGCAUAGCUAAUUUCCCUAGCCACAAAUAUUUGCAAGACCACUUAGAUCAUUUAAAUGUGACCAAAAAAUGGUCAAUGUCUUGAUUUGUAAUCAAAUAAACCCUUUUUUGUUUAA
Messenger RNA from Xenopus laevis (African clawed frog), 509 nucleotides. It is a transcript of the gene mrpl57.S, whose product is annotated as mitochondrial ribosomal protein L57 S homeolog. Gene Ontology annotation, cellular component: mitochondrial ribosome. Lineage: Eukaryota; Metazoa; Chordata; Amphibia; Anura; Pipidae. Gene Ontology annotation, biological process: mitochondrial translation. The transcript is spliced from 2 exons. The record is from RefSeq and is a predicted model, not a curated record. Bases 164 to 478 code for a protein of 104 amino acids. Gene Ontology annotation, molecular function: structural constituent of ribosome.